Molecule: messenger RNA, 2416 nt
Organism: Nezara viridula (southern green stink bug)
Lineage: Eukaryota; Metazoa; Arthropoda; Insecta; Hemiptera; Pentatomidae
Source: the annotation of a GenBank genome assembly
CUCAGUUUGGUAAAGGUGCCAUUCUUUCUAUAAUUAUAACAGAUUCCGUUCCUAUAUGCCUACUGGAUGAGAAUUCUAAAUUUAGAACAAGCCACCACUAGAAGCUUGUAAACUAAUCUUUAACUCUAUUUUACUAUAACAAAAUGAAUAUUGAAAUAAAGGAAGUUGGAAAUUGGUAUAAAGAAAAAUGUUUAGGCUCCGGAGGGUUUGGAAUCGUAGAUUUGUGGACAAAUAAAGUAGAAAACACGUCUAUAGCUCUGAAAAUACUGCGUAUCCAAGGCUCAAGUGAUAAAAUUAAAUCUUUGUGUGUCGAGAGAUGGGCUAAAGAAGUUGAAAUAAUGCAAAGACUUUCACACCCGAAUGUUGUUAAAACUAUAACUUUACCAAGUGAAUUAUUAUGUUUGUCGCCUGAGUAUCCUAUUUUAUGCAUGGAAUAUUGUGAAAAAGGUGACCUGAGAAAGGUUUUAAAUGAUCCUGAAAACUGUUCGGGAUUACCCGAGAUCAUCGUUCGAAAAGUGUUAAAAAAUAUUAAAGAUGCUGUCGAAUAUCUUCAUAACGCAAACAUAACUCACCGUGAUUUGAAACCUGAAAACAUUGUAAUGAAAGAAAAUGAGAACAAUGAGGUCGUAUUCAAAUUGAUCGAUCUCGGUUAUGCGAAAGAACUAGAAAAAAAUAGUCUUUGCUCAUCGUUUGUUGGAACCCUGCAGUAUGUUGCACCGGAGUUAUUUACACAAAACUACACAAGUUCUGUUGAUUAUUGGAGUCUAGGACUUGUUUGCCAUGAAAUAAUUACUGGGACCAGACCUUUCUUACCGAACAUGGCUCCUUAUUCAUGGAUGCCUUUGGUGCAGAAAAAAGCAUCAGAUGAUAUAUGUAUAUACCAAAAUGAAGACGAGUCCAUCGAGUAUUGCAAAAGUCUCUCAACACAAAAUCACAUUUCUCAGACACUCAGGUGCGAGCUGGAAGAUUGGUUGAAACUAGCUUUAGAAUGGAAUGGUAAAAGAAGAGGUCGUGACUACAAGAAUCAUUUAAUAAUAUUUUCUCAAUUAGACUUCAUUUUAGCUAAAAAGAUUAUGACAGUGUUCAGUAGCGUCACAUUGGAAGUGCUUUCUUAUGAGGUUGAUGCAUCGACUGCCGUUUCAACUCUGAAGGAGUGGAUCAAACGAGACAUUAAGAUGCCAGUCGCUGAGCAGUUACUGCUAUUACCGACAGGAGAAAAGAUUCCUGAUGAUUCUUUAGCUUGCAAAUUUUGGGAUCAAUCCGAUCAGGUAGCGAUGAUCUACAUGUUCCAUACCAAUGGGUUGGAAGUACCUUAUUACGAGGUGAAGAUUCCCCCACUCGUCCAUGAUAUGAUGGAUAGCCCGAGAACUCCGCACAAGUAUUAUUUUCUUAAGAAGAUGUGGGCAAGCGCUGUCUUCUUUUUGCAAAGAGAAGUAUCCAUUUGCCAGGCUUUCAUGGAAUCAUAUGCUGUGAAGUUGUUAUCUGUGAUCCUGUGCAAUCAGCAAUUGAUAUCCUUAGAACAGAGCGUUAACAAUGAGCUGCAGCAGCUUUUAGCUUACAUGAAAUUUUUUUCAGAAUCGCUCGAUUAUGACAUAAAAUGCUGGGAAAGUGUUGAACUACAAAAUCAAGGGGUUUCUGGACCUGAUGAUUGGAGGAAAGAAGAAGAACAAUGCAAGAAAGAUCUGUCGCAAUUGAAACAGAUUGGAGAAAGGUUAGGUUACAAAAUAGCAACAGUUGGUUCAAAGUUAUCAAAAAUCCAAGCGUUUACGGAUUCCUUUCAAAAUCCUUUAGACCGGCUUAAAAAACUCCUGGAAAUGGCGUAUACUGUUUUUAAGAAUUUACAAAGAAGACCGAAAGAGUUACGAAAUAGCAAAGUUGAAUCGGUAGACCUUUCAAUGGUGAAGAUAAUAAAUAAAAGCAUAACAGAAAGAGACGCAUUCUAUAACGACCAAGCGUUGUCUUAUCAUUUAGAAGAAGUGAAGAGGUUUACGGAAGAGAACCUCAGUAUUUUCUCUCCGCUUAAUACCUUGAAACAACACAUCAACAGGGUCAAGUGUCAACUCCGCAAGAGCCAACUUAAAAGACAAAAGAAUAUUUGGCAGAUGAUGGUAGAUUUAAAACAGAAUGUACCAGAGAAACCAUUCAACUCAACACUGCUUAAACAAGUUAACGGUUAUACAUUUGAUGAAACGACUCAACCCACGCAGAAAAAUGAAACUGCUCUAUCCAGAAGUAAGAGCUUCCAUGACUAUUAUAGAAGAUAUCAUUCCAGCUUAUACCUUUAUAAACAAGGUCUCUACAAAGAUUGUAGCUUUAUGAAUUCUUCAAGUAGCACAAAUAACCAAUGCCAUCAUUUGUAAAAUUUAAAAUAAAAUGAGUAAUGUACAAGUGUAUUGGAUCUUAUUUCAUUCCUGAU